AUGCGGGACACGAACACAGCCUACAACGCCAAGGAGGACGAGGGCCAGGUGAAGAAGGCGCGAAGGGACCGGCAAAGGGGCGAGAGAGAGGCCGAGAGGGAAGGCUUCAAUGCGCAAAUCGCAGGCCUUGAGGAACGCAUUGCAACUCUCCAGUCUCAUCUGGAAGAAGAAUCGCGCAAGAAUCUAGCGCUGACGACGCAGAUCGCAGAGAAGGAGAGCGAGCUCACGCAAGCCGAGGCAGAUCACGAGAAAAGGGUGAAGAACCUCAAAAAAAGGGAGAAGAGGAAAGAGAAAGAGGCAGCCGAGGACAGAGGCGAGCUUGAGAGCGAACUCAAGAGACGAGACAAGAAGAUCGAGGACCUCAAGAAGAAACUAAGAGACCAAAGAAGAAGAAAAAGAAGUCGACCCGCAGUCCGAGGAGGAAGACAGCCUGCUGAAGCGAAUGAUGAGGCAGGUGCGCGAGCAGGAAGAGAAAAUGAAAGACGUUCUUUCUGCGAUGGAAUAUUUUCGUCUGCAAGAAAUGGAGCCGCCUCGAGACCCCGAGGCGCCGGGCGCUGGCGAGCCCUCGGCCGUGGGCGGGAGGAGGAGGGUUCGGGGAGCAGCUGGCAGCGGCGACACUCCGCCAGCAGCUGCCAGGGACGGGGCGAAAGCAGCGGCAGGCGGGGGAGACAAGCCUCGGCAAGCAACUGGCAGAAAGGGCAAGGCCAGGAAGGCACCGGAGGACGACGAGCCUUUGUCAGCAGCGGGCAGGGAUGAGCGUCCGGAGGCAGCAGGCACGAGGGGAAAGGUGCGGCAAAG
Messenger RNA from Penaeus vannamei (Pacific white shrimp), 798 nucleotides. Lineage: Eukaryota; Metazoa; Arthropoda; Malacostraca; Decapoda; Penaeidae. The record is from RefSeq and is a predicted model, not a curated record.